UUGAAAAGGCGGAUAUCAACCGGGCAGACAGGCUGAACUUGUGCAAAUUUGUCGUGGACCAGCUCCACGAGCACCUCUCAAAGGGGAAAUACACAAAUGGGUGCUUACUUUACUGCAUGCUAAGGUACCUCGAUGCUUUGGAUUGUGAUGGCAUGGAGCUUGAGUUAACUGACACACCAUAUAGAGUAAACGCAUGGUCCAAGACCCAGGUUGAUGUUGUCGCUGAGCUGGACAUGUUAGAGCAUGAUCCACCCUGUUUUGGCAGACUUCAGCUAAAGGAAGAAUUCAGAGAGGAGGCUGCUAGUGGAUCGGGCACAAGCAUAUUGAGUCUGUUCGGAGGCCCUGGUGGCUUAGAAACCUGGAUGAAGCAAAACACCCACCCAAGUUGCUCUGAAAAUAACAAGCUUAAAGUACAGGGGAUCAUCCACAAGUUUGCAUCAGGGUUGGAGACUCUCCUUGGUGAUCUCGUACAGGGGAUGACAGCCCCAACAGCAAGUAAUUCAACCAAAAGUAGGAGGGGCAGGCGCAACGAAAUAGAAGAAAAUGAUGAUACGUUGUUUGAAGAUUCGUCAUCAUCAGAAUCUGACGGCGACACGGAUGGGGACGAUGAUACGUCGUUUGCGUCAUCUUCAGAAUCCGUAGUGCUAGCAGAAUGAAAUAUUUUCUGCUUU
Messenger RNA from Triticum urartu, 671 nucleotides. RefSeq lists its product as uncharacterized. Lineage: Eukaryota; Viridiplantae; Streptophyta; Magnoliopsida; Poales; Poaceae. The record is from RefSeq and is a predicted model, not a curated record.